GGGAACUGUACGAGGAGCGGACGGAGCGGAGUGGAGACUCCCUCGAAGAGUGACCGGAGCUGGUGGGCAGCAGAGCGGAAUCCCUGUCCUCUCCAUUACCACCUACAGCCCCCGGUGGUGAUGACCUGGGAUCACUGAGGCAGUGGUGUCUUCUCAUCGGUCCAGUGCCCGUCCGGUGCUGGUUGGCAUCUUCUGGUGCCCUAGGUUGGCAAUGAGACUAUCCAUGGUCCUUUCCUUGCUGCGGCCCGCGGGCCCCGUGGUGGUCGGGAUCUCCCUGGGCUUCACCCUCAGUUUGCUCAGCGUCACCUGGGUGGAAGAACCAUGUGGAACCGGCCCAAGGCUACCAGGUGGACUCCCAGAUUCCGGACACGACUUGAGCAUCAAUAGGAAGCCCAAUUCGGUCCAGACCGGCUCGGAUAAUAAUGAGAACUUUGAACCCAAGAUCAUCCCGUACACUCCGCCUGAUCCCCAAAAAGUGCAGAAGAAGCCUGUCCGAUCUCGCUACAUAAGCACAGAACUUGGCAUCAGAGAGCGGCUCUUCGUUGGUGUCCUGACCUCCAAGACCACCCUGAACACCCUAGCUGUAGCGGUCAACCGGACCCUAGGCCACCGGCUGGAGAAGAUUGUCUACUUCACGGGUAUGCGAGGUCGAAAACUCCCUCAUGGCAUGACUGUGGUGACCCACGGAGAUGACCGGCCCAUCUGGAACAUGUACCAGACCGUGAAGCAUCUGUUGGAUCACUACAUCCAAGAGUACGACUGGUUCUAUCUUGUCCAGGACGACGCCUACACCGAGGCCCACCGCAUUACCAAGCUUGCCUCACACCUAAGCAUCGAUGCCGACUUAUACCUCGGCCGGCCUGAAGAAUUCAUUGGCGGUGACACUGAGGGGAGGUACUGCUAUGGCGGAUUUGGGUAUCUACUUUCUCGAAGCCUCCUGAAAAGGCUACAGCCUCAUUUGGAAAGCUGCCGCAAUGACAUUCUUAGUGCCAGACCUGACGAGUGGCUGGGAAGAUGCAUCAUAGAUUACACCCAUGUCAACUGCGUAGAAGAGCACGAGGGAAUCCGCUAUCGUUACUUUGAAUUGGGGAAGAACGUGGACCCCGAAAGAGAGAGCGACCCCCGUUUUAAGAUCGCCUUCACGGCCCACCCAGUCCUGGACCCGGUACAGAUGUAUCGCCUGCAUAAGCAUUUCGCUCUGCUGGAACUGGAGAGGACGUACCAAGAAAUAGAGCAGCUGCAGCGAGAAAUCCAGAACACCAGCAGCCUGACCGUGGAGGGGGAGCAGUCUGCCACAUGGCCUCUCGGGAUCAACCGACCCUUCCAGCCCCGGACACGCUUUGAAGUUCUAAAGUGGGAUUACUUCACCGAGGACCAAACCUUCUCCUGUGUCGACGACUCUCCAAAGUGUGAGCUCAUCGGGGCCGAUCUCGCCGAUGUCAGCGAUGUCAUCAGCACAGCCGUCGAUGAGUUAAACCGGAAAUACCAGCCUGUGCUCCACGUGCGCAAACAGCAGCUUCUAAAUGGCUACCGGCGCUUUGACCCGACACGAGGUAUGGAAUACACGUUGGAUCUACAGCUGGAGCUGGUGACUCAGAAAGGCCAUAGCCGCUCGAUAACCAAGAGAGUCCAUCUGGUCCGUCCGCUCAGCGAGGUAGAGAUCAUCCCGAUGCCGUAUGUUACCGAAGCCAGCCGCAUCAACAUCAUCUUGCCUUUGACAGCACAGGACAGAGAGCAUGCUGACCGCUUCCUUCAGGCCUUCGCAGACAUCCAAGGCAAUGAGAACUCUCUUCUCACCCUACUCUUCAUCUACGACCCCUUCCAAGCUCAGCAGGUGAGCCAAAACGACAUCUUUGGCCAAGUCAAGAGCCAAAUCGCGGAGUACGAACGCAAGUACCGCGACAUCAAGAUCCCCUGGAUCAGUGUGAAGACUGAUGCUCCUUCUCAGAUCCGUCUCAUGGACAUCAUCUCCAAGAAGCACCCGGUGGACACUCUGUUCUUCCUCGCAGGUGUCGGCAGCCAUGUCAGCUCAGAGUUCCUCAACCGUUGCCGGAUGAACACAAUCAACAACUGGCAGGUCUUCUUCCCCAUCCAUUUCCAGGGCUACAACCCUGAGGUGUCUGAGCACGGGCAACAGUCUCACUCAGGGACCCUUGAACUGGUCCGGGAUGCCGGGCGCUUUGACAGGGAUGUUUUCGAUGAAGCUUGUUUCUACAACGCCGACUACAUGGCUGCCAGGACAAAGAUGGCGGCCGAUGCUCAAGAGAACGAGGAAAUCCUGGAGAUGCUAGACAUCUACGAGAUGUUUAUUCGGUACUCGGGGCUCCAUGUCUUCCGAGCCGUGGAGCCGGCACUACUCCAGCUUUACCGCACACGGUCCUGUAACCCACGUCUCAGCGAGGAAAUCUAUCACCGGUGUGUGCAAAGCAAUCUGGAAGGACUGGGUUCUCGGUCCCAGUUGGCCAUGCUCUUAUUCGAGCAGGAACAGGGAAAUAGCACCUGACCAUAAUCUUAAGGCAACGCCUCAGACCAAGUGUGCUCAUGGGGCCUCAAAGACCCUUUAAACUGUUAAAUCCAUACCAGCACACUGGUGAAGGUGCCAGGAACAAAGCCUUAGUGGCACCUCCUAUAACUCUGCCUGGUACGAUACAAGGUCUUUGGCCUUUCCGGACAAACUGACAUAAAAACUGCCGCGCGGCUGGACGUGAGGGGACCUCCCCCCUCCAAUAAUGGACCCUCCAGCAGCCUCAUGUUUUGUGCUUCCUGCACCCACUUUUGCCAUCAUUGCUGCUUCUACUACCUGCUCAGAAACUGAAGGACGCGUUACAUGUGCCCACGUGCGUCUGUGGUGUUAUAGAUGCCCGGAAUAGAACACUUGAAUUUUCCAAACAAAAAUUGUCACGUCUUUGUGAACCCUUUUUAAUUUAUCUCCAUGGUCCGUUUGGUUUUCGAAGAUUUUUUUUUUUUUUUUUUUUUAACUUUAUGGACUCUUUAAGAAUUAGAAGGUUUUCACGUUGUCCUGUCCCUGUGCUAUAGACUAUCCAUCCCCCAACAGACAGUUGCCUAUUUUUGGAACUUGUAACCAUCGCCGUUGGUGGUAACCAUUCUGCUGAUCCAUGUCUGUAGGCCUGCCUCCCAUCUAUCCAAAUAUUUGAAAUAAUAAAAAGGUUGCGCAUUUCUUAUCUGUCACUGCUUAACAAGUCAGUGCCCACAUCCUUUAUUUCGUAAUUUUGUUUUUUAAGCUUAACCAAUCAUUUUUAUAUCAUAAAUCUAUAUUUAAUGUUUGGGGUUUUCUGUCCUUUCCCUGUGUCCAUGUGGUUUAUUCUUCCUGGCCACAUGCUCAUACCCCACACCAGUGUUUUUCAACCAGGGUGCCUCCAGGUGUUGUAAAACUACAACUCCCAGCAUGCCUGGACAGCCUUCGGCUGUCCAGGCAUGCUGGGAGUUGUAGUUUUGCAACACCUGGAGGCACCCUGGUUGAAAAACACUUCCUCACACUGUCCUGUUUGUGGUCAGUUUUGCAAUCCUCCUGUAGUUUUGUUCAGUCGGCCGGAAGGGUUGGCGCAGUGCCCCCCUAUAUGACCACAUUGUGUCUCCUUUUAAAUUGGUUUUGCAUUUUAUAUAAAUAAAGCUUCAUCUUUUGUGAUUUUUCUACAAA
Molecule: messenger RNA, 3658 nt
Organism: Hyla sarda
Lineage: Eukaryota; Metazoa; Chordata; Amphibia; Anura; Hylidae
Gene: CHPF
Product: chondroitin polymerizing factor
Exons: 5
Coding region: 212-2503 (763 amino acids)
Cellular component (GO): Golgi cisterna membrane
Molecular function (GO): glucuronosyl-N-acetylgalactosaminyl-proteoglycan 4-beta-N-acetylgalactosaminyltransferase activity
Source: RefSeq, a predicted model, not a curated record